Messenger RNA from Chelonus insularis, 5942 nucleotides. RefSeq lists its product as uncharacterized. The coding region runs from base 502 to 4743 and encodes 1413 amino acids. The record is from RefSeq and is a predicted model, not a curated record. Lineage: Eukaryota; Metazoa; Arthropoda; Insecta; Hymenoptera; Braconidae. The transcript has 4 exons.
CCAAUGGUUGAUUGCUCUGUGCAUUGCUGUCGUUUCGGUGAAUAUUAGUGUGUUGUACUAAUGAAGUGAAUAUUUUGGAAUAAAAAUCAACGUUAGUAUAGAAAUAAAUAGACAGCAGAUGUGACUGAUAGUGAAAGCGAACAUUACUCGAUCAAACGAGUUAUUUAUCACUGGAUAAACAGUAACCAAGUACAAAAAAACAUUGAGAAAAAAAGGUUCUUGUUAUCGUAGUGAAUAGUGUGUUCCAUUAGUCACACGGUUCAUGUAAACAUUAUAUUUGGGCUUUGCGUUCUUACAAACUUUAUCUAGUUAUAGAAAUUACUGAUUAAAGUUCAAAAUACACUAUUAAUUGCCAACGAAUUUUUACAACAUUUACGAAUGUUCAUGGUCUCAUGAAAACCUAUAUGAUCUAUAAAUUAUGAUUUUUUACCAUCGCAAUAAACAUAAUCAGAAUUUAUGAUUUUGUCAUAAUUUAUUGUUUACCUCUUUAUGUAAAUAACCAUGGACCAACAGAAUAUGGAUAUGAAUCCGAAUAAUUCAUCAUCAGAAGCUGUUCUAAUUGAAUCAGCGAUAGCUGACUCCGAAAAUGAAAAAUCCUUAAACAAAGAUUUAAGGGUUGAUUCAGGGGUUUUCUCGCCAUUAGAAAAUACCAUAGAAAUGGAAGAUUUAGAAAAAAAUGAUAUAUCUAACAGUAAUAAUGUCCCUGAAAAUAUAGAAACAGACAAAGUUAGUGCAGGCGAAAAUGGAGGAAAAAAUAACGCUGAAAAAAAUGGUGAAAAACUGAAUAUUAUCCAACAAAAAAUAGACGCAUAUCAGGUAAAUCUUAAAAAGGAUGGUAGUGAAGUUGCAAAUAUAUCAAGAGAUGAAGAUAGUGAAGAUGAUAGUGAGUUAUUAUUGUUAAAGGAUUCUUCAGAAGAUGAAGUGAGUGCUGUUAUUGAAAGCCCAAACGAUGAUAACAAGACCAAAGAUACGCAAUCACCUAACAAGAAUGAAAAUUCAGAGAAAGCAGAAGUGACGUCAUUGUCAGAUAAUAGUACUGAAGAAAUAGUUGAAGACACUAUAGAAAUGAUUGAAAAAACAAUCAUGAUUCCUACCGAGUUUGACAGUACUGCAGUAAUUAGUAUACAUAAUGACAACAUAGCGAUUGUAUCGGAAGAAAAAAUAAUGGACGGUAGUAUUAAUGAGCAUACGACCGAAACAGUAGAGUUUAACGUAAUUGAGUAUACAGAUGGGGACGGUAAUCAAGAGCUUAAAUUUGAAAAGGUAGAGUCAAGUAAACGUGUUGAAUCGGCUCCAGAAGUCCGAGAAGUAGUUCGAAUGUCAGGGAGAUCUAGUGAAAAUAAAAUUGAUGAACUAUUACAAAAAGUAACAAAGAGUGAAAACGUAGUUAUUGAUGAUAGUGCAAAAAUGGGAAACGGUGAGUGUAAUUCUGAAGAACAUUCGAAGAAAGGUCCUAAAAAGGAAGAAAGUGAAACGAUAUCAAGUCCAGAAAAAAAGCGUAGUGUCAUAGAGAGUAUCUAUGAUGACUGGAUGGAUGAAAAUCCUGAAGAAGACUUUAGCGGUUAUAAUUUUAAAUCUGACGAUGAUGUUGAAGAAGAAUUAAAAAAUUUAUUGGAUGACAACAAAAGUAUAAAAACAGAAGUUAAAAUUCAAAAUUCAUCAAAUUCUCCCAAAAAAUAUUCUUCAGGUACACCAACAAUGGCAAUUACGAAGUCAGAAGAAUCAUCUAAAACAAGCACUCCUUUAAAAAUGAAAAAAGAAAUUUUAAUUAAAAAAUCACCCAUUCAUACGUCACCUAAAAUGAUAGGAUCAUUCUCAGAUUCUUCGGAAUCCAAAAAUUCAGUAAAAAAAUUAUUGCUUACAUCAAAAUCUGGAGUAAAAUCCGAUCUAGUCUUAAAUCCUUUAUCGACGUCGGAUGAUGCAUCAAAGGUCUUCAAGGACAUAAAAAGUAAAGACUUUAAAAUUUCAUCUAAGGAGAUAAUUAUUUUAAAAAAAGGGAAACCGAAACCGGAAUGUAAACUGUCUCCAAUUUCGUCUCCAGUAACUCCUGUAAUAGGAUCAGAUGGCGCUGAAAAGACUACGGAAAUUGAAACUAAAACUAGUGGAGAUAAAGAACUUAUAGCUAUUCUCGAAGGAGAUGUAGAUCCUGAUUGGUCCGACUUAAAACCUCCAAUGCUUCAGGAUGAAGCUAAAAAUAAUGACAUAAUUAUUGAACAUACUUCGCCACCGAAAUUAGAUCCAUUGAUUGAACGAGAGCUUGCUUUAAAACAGUUGUUGGAGCUCCCUUCGACGCCUAAAAAAGCAUCUCCAAAAAAAAAGUUGUCUCCGGUAAAAUCGCCGGUAAAAAAUAGGCUGAAAGAAGUCACAAAAGAAUCGGAAGAAACGUCAAAAACAGUUGUCAAUAUCGAUUUAGUGGAAAAAGAAGCUGAUGACGCAACAGAACAAAAGGAAGAUGAAUUAAUAUCGAUAGAUUUAACUAUUUCCGAACAAUCUGAUCAAACAAAAGCAGACAAAAUAGAUGAAACAAGAUCUGGAAGAAAGAGAAAGCCAACAGAAAAAGCAAGAGAACAUGAAAUUAGUGCAAAACGACAGAAGAUUAUGAAAGGAAAACCUACAACAAAAAAAACAAGAAUUGAAAAUUCUUCUUCUGAGUCACAAGAUAUUGAUGAUCAUAUUUCUAGUACCGAAGAAGUUUCUACAGCCAGUGUAGAAACGGAUAAAAACCAAAAUAUGAAAACUUCUGAAAAAUCAAGUGAUGUAAAAGAAAAAGAAACUGAUGAAAAAAUAGAUUCAUCUGAAGUUCCUGAUGAUUCAACGAAGAAAUCAAAAGAAACUCCAGUAAAGAAAACUACUCAAUCAAAUGCAAAGAAAAAAGUUGUCCGUCCGAAAGUACAAGCAACGAAAAAAUCAUCGUCGAAAAAUGUAAAUAAAAAACCAGUGACAAAAGUUACAAAAGCUACUAAAAAGACACCUGAAAAUUCUACUACUGAACCUAAACCUAAGAAAAAAAAUGCUGAAAUAGAUCGUCUUCUUCAAGAUGAAGGAGUUGUCAAUUUACUUUAUGAUGUUGAACAACCUGGCAAAAAGCGUUUGGUACCAGUUACCAAAUCACACGCAAAGGUCAUGGACAUGCAAAAGAUUCAACGUGAGUUAAAGAUCAGAACAAAGCUUGUAAGGAAUGCAGUUUUAAGAUUACGGACUUCUAGUACGACUCCAAGUGCUGUUACGUCGAGAUCUAAACGAUCAAUCCAUGGGAAUGAUCAACAACAAUCAGCACAAUCAUCUCCAAUCGAGAAAAAAACUCAGGAGACAUCAAAAUCACCCAGAUCGUCGAUCAGUUCUUCGUCUGAGUUUAUUUUUCCUGCUAAGAUCAGAAGUGCCCAUGAAUCGAUAAUAGUUCGAAGACAUUCAUCAAGUUCUUUUUCAAGUGCUUCAGGAAGCCCUCGAGUUAGUGUAGACACAGCAGACAGACAAAGUUUAGAUCCAAAAAUGGAUGAAAACCAUGCAUUAAGAUCCAACAAAAGAAGACUAUCACAAGAUGACAAGAAAAAAGCAAGUAAUGAUGCUAAAAGAAUGAAAAAAGAUGACAGUAAAGUCAAUGAAGCAUCCCCAACAAUAAAAAAUAAAACUAUUGCUGCUGGAAAAGCAGGAAAAAAAGUCGAGACAAAAAAGGCGAAGAAUUCGAAACAGGAAGUUGAAGAGAGUGAAGUCACGCCUAGUAAAAAUGCAAAAAAUAAAAAAGUUGCCAGAAGUAAAGUAUCUUUUGCUAAAGAAAAUGAUGACGAAGAUAUUGAUGAACCCACAGAGAAAGAUGAUGCUUUGUCUGCAUGUCUAGCAGAAGCUGUAACAGCAUUAGCAAACGAUAACUCAGUACGCACGCGAGCUGGAAUCGUCAAUAGAAAAAUAAAAACGCGAGGGUCCGAUGUGGAAAGUGUUAAAGCAAAAGAUAAGGUUCAAUUCAGUAAUAAAGAGAUAAUUGUACAACGGCAUGGGAAUUUCGUUCAAUUGAUACUGACGCCGUCGACGUCAUCUAAAAUUAAAAAUGGACUCACGCUGCAGAUUAUGCAGGAGUUUCGUGACGCUCUAACGAUUCUAAAAAAAGACGACGACUGCAGGGUUGUAUUGUUGACUUCUACAGGCUCAAGUUUCUGCGAAGGUCUCGAGUUAUCUACGUUAUUGCAUGAUAAUAAAGAUGCACGACGCGCACAUGCUCAGGAACUUGCUAAUGGGGUCAAAGAUUUCAUCAAAAGCCUUGCAACAUUCAAUAAACCAAUUGUUGCUGGAGUUCAAGGAUCAGCUGUAGGAUUGGGAGUUACGAUGCUUCCUCUAUUUGAUCUUGUAAUAGCCAGUGAUAAGGCUUCUUUCAGCACUCCGUAUGGAAAAUUAGGACAAAUUGCUGAAGGAGCUGCUGUUUUUACACUCUCUCACGUUCUUGGUAGUGUUGUGACAAAUGAACUUUUAUUGGGUGGCAGAACUUUAACAGCAAGUGAAGCACUUAGAGCAGGACUUGUAACAAGAGUUCUUUGGCCUGAUCGGUUCCAAGUGGAAUUACUGCCUUUUCUACGAGCCAUGAGUGAGCAGUCUGCACAGUCGAUGGUUGCUACAAAGGCACUUCUCCGUCACAGUUUGCGUAAAAAACUUGAUGCUGCUUUGGAGUCUGAGAGUUACGUUUUGAUCCAACACUGGUGUUCACAAGAAUGUCAAGAAGCAAUAAGAACGUAUUUGGAUGAAAAAGUUAAUUAAAUUUGUCUGGUAUGAUAUGAGAAAUUUUUGAAAUUAAAAAUGAAUAGAUAUUAAAUCUAUUUCAAUGUCAAUGAAUAAAAUCGUGAGAAUGGAUGAAAGAAAAAUGUGAAGUGAUGUUGCGCUAUUGUACAUUGCAUUCGAAAUUCAAUGGUAUAGAAUCCGUGAGCUGUGAAAAGAUAAAUACUAGACCUAUGUAUUAAAUUUUUUAAAUGAUUGGAAAUGCAAUAAGUAAUGUCACAAAGUUACUGGCUAACAAAAAAUAAAUAAUUGCCUUUUACCCGUGUCGAUCUCGGAGUAAACCGUUGUAUUAAAGACUAACCAGUGAAAAAUAAAAAUAUUGCGUAUAUUAUUUAUUUUCAUUGUAUUGAGUUAAAAAAUUAUCUGCUAACUUUAUUAAAACUAUUAAUCACCAAUUUUUUCGUUUUGAUAGCCAGACUAAAAAUGUGAAUAAGCAUAUUUAUAUUACUAAAAUAAAAUUAGAUACAAAAUGGAUAAAAUUAUUAUAUCAAUCAGUUAUUUUACACGUAUGCUUUUACAUGUAUGCGUUCACGUUUCUUUAUUAUAUUAUGAUUAUUAUAAUUAUUAUCAAUGAGUAAUGAUUAUCUUUGAUAAAAGAUAAACGUAAAGAAUAAAAUCAUUAUUAAAUACCUACAUGUUCUUUAAUAAUUUAGUUUUACCGUAAUAAAUUCGAGUUAUAAUUUUCUGUAAUUAAAUUUUUUUUUUUGAAUAAAUGAUUAUAUAACAUAUUUGAAAAUUAAUAAAUUUUGAUUAUUGAUAUAAACACAAAAAUAUAAAGCCGGUUAUCUGUAAUGAAUAUUUUAAUUAUUCUUCGUUAAUGAUUAAUUUAGUUGUGUGGUAAAGCACUUUGUGUAUUCUAUUGCAGUAAGAUAAAUAGAUUUCGUUAUUAAUUAAUGUAAUAAGUUGUGUUUUAAUUGGUGUGUCAACGAUAUUUCGAGAAUCAGACACUAAAAACAGAAAUGUUAAAUGUUAAUACUGAUUACAAAGAUGUAGUGAUAAAAAAAGAGUUUAUAAUUUUUUGAUGAAAUUAAUAAUAUUCUCAUAUGUAUGAGAUGUUUGUGGAUAAAUGAUGGAAUGAAAAAGGACACAAAAAUGUGUUAUUUCAGAUAACGGUUUAAAACACAUGUAUUAUUGAUAAAUAUAAAACCCGUACAAAUAUAAAUGAAAUAUUCACAAGCCAA